Molecule: messenger RNA, 5546 nt
Organism: Fusarium verticillioides 7600
Lineage: Eukaryota; Fungi; Ascomycota; Sordariomycetes; Hypocreales; Nectriaceae
Exons: 4
Coding region: 580-4950 (1456 amino acids)
Biological process (GO): regulation of cell shape
Molecular function (GO): protein binding
Source: RefSeq, a predicted model, not a curated record
CAGCUGUCGCAGGCCUUUGUUGGCUACCUUACUUAUUUCGUACCUGACCAUCACCACUUUCUUUCCAUCUCGCAUCUUUUCCUACGCCAACCUAACAGGGGCUCUUUAUUUGCGCAUCGUCACCGUUUCCCUUCGUUAGCGUCUGAAUUUCUGAAUCUGCUUCAAACGACUGUUAGCCGCGCCGUCGAAGAUCGAGCUUGAGAGCAUUUGCUCCUCUACGACGUGCACCAGCGCAUCCGCUGCUUUGGAGCCAUCCAGCCCCCUCUCUCGAAGACCGGAAUUCGGGAGGCUGACCACGUCCCUGGAAUUCCCAAAGAACAAUCCGCAGUUCUAUUGACAAGCCUACCAAUGCUGGCCCAGCCACGUCGAAAUUCGAAUAUUGAUUCUUGCUACUAUCCUUGUGGCUGGAACUCACUUGUCGGGAUAUUUGCUUCGUCUCCUAACGAUCCCUGACCCACGCGACGACUGCAUCACGACAACGCACUAUCUUCGCGACCUUCUAUCGCAUUGUUCUCGCGAAUCAUUCUAUACGGCUUUCGAAUCGACUUUUAGCCGCUCGGCGGCUCCUUGCGAUAAACCAUGGCCUUUCUAUUCAAAUCAAAAAAGCAUCCAGAGAGGUCGCAGCCUGCAAGUCGCGACGCAGGAUCUGGUUCUCAAGGGUCGAUCCAAAGUGUCAGCGCCCGUACUGCUGAGAAGAACUCUCUACAGCAUCGCGCAACUCCAACUGGGAGCUUGAACUCAAUCGAUAAUGAAGGCAGUAACGGUAGUCCCGAUCAUAGCCAUGGCCAUGGCCAUGGACAUGGGCGCCGUGGUGGGAGUGCUGACCAACCAAUCCAACAACCAAGCGAUACAUCAGUACGAAAUGGCACCCCCCUGAACGGUCCCAAUGCAUCUCUAUAUCCCUGGUCACAACGCCGAUUGACAUAUACUUCGACACAUCCGUCUCCCUUCCCUCGAUAUGGCGCUGCAGUGAACUCUGUGUCGUCUAAAGAAGGAGACGUGUACCUCAUGGGUGGCCUGAUCAACGGGUCAACAGUCAAGGGCGAUCUCUGGAUGAUCGAGGCUGGAGGUAACAUGGCAUGCUAUCCAUUGGCAACCACGGCUGAAGGACCUGGCCCAAGAGUUGGACAUUCGAGUCUGCUUGUCGGCAAUGCAUUUAUCGUAUACGGAGGCGACACUAAGAUUGACGAGGCUGACGUACUUGACGAGACACUCUAUCUUUUAAACACCUCAACAAGACAAUGGUCCCGCGCUCUACCAGCUGGGCCGCGACCUUCAGGUCGCUAUGGCCACUCACUCAACAUCUUGGGCUCUAAAAUCUAUGUCUUCGGCGGCCAAGUUGAGGGGUUGUUUAUGAAUGAUCUUUCGGCAUUCGAUCUCAACCAGCUUCAGAUGCCAAAUAAUCGCUGGGAAAUCUUGGUCCAGGGCGAGACAAGCCCCAAGAUGCCCGCGGCCCGUACUAAUCACACUAUGAUCACAUUUAACGACAAGAUGUAUCUCUUUGGCGGUACGAACGGCUUCCAAUGGUUCAACGAUGUUUGGUGUUACGAUCCAGCUCUCAACAAGUGGUCUCAAUUUGACUGCAUUGGCUAUAUCCCAGCGCCACGCGAGGGGCACGCUGCUGCUCUUGUAGACGAUGUGAUGUACGUCUUCGGAGGACGAACAGAAGAAGGGACAGAUCUUGGCGACCUCGCAGCUUUCAGGAUAUCAUCGAGACGGUGGUACACAUUUCAGAACAUGGGCCCUUCCCCAUCUCCCCGUUCUGGACAUAGUAUGACAACCGUUGGCAAAUCGAUUGUGGUCCUUGGCGGAGAGCCAAGUUCAGCAACUACAUCUGUCAGCGAUUUGGGCCUUCUCUAUGUUUUGGACACCUCAAAGAUCCGAUAUCCGAACGAUGCGCAGCAGCCGGCUCAGCAACGAGCUCAAGGUUCACGUAGACCAAGUGCGAGCGAAGGCAGCCGGCCACAUCCUGCACGAGAUGGAUCGAAUGGACCAACGGAUUCAAGGAAGUUGAUCGCAGGAGGUGCUUCUGUUCCAGCUAAUGGGCAACGAUCGCCGCCCAAUAACGGCGACGCGGAAAACCCCCAGGCUGCAACCGCCGGCACAAAACUUCCUAGAGCUUCAGCCAUGCCUCCGUCUGGCCCUCCCCCUCAGGGGCCGAUGCCUGCUAGGCCUACGGUUGAUGUGUCUGCAGUUGCACGAGUCAGAGGACAGUCUGCCGAACGCAGUGGAGCCUCGAGCUCUCCAAGGACAAUGCACUCCGGGUCGCCUAUCACACGAGAGGUCAUCAAUGAAACAGAAAGCCCCAUAUCGAACGGUCGACGAACGCCAGUCCAGCAAAAUGCGCGCGCUGGCUCCAGGCAAGAUCAAGUGAAUGGAGACCCAUACAAGGCGAAGGCAGUUCAACAAAGCCGUCCUCAAGGAGCAGGUGAUGCCCCUUCAGACGUUGCUCUCAAGCCGGCAAUUGCACCCCGCCCAGCAUCGCCGCCCGUCCCCAUGAGACAGCCAAGCAAUCCCCUUUCCAGGCGGUCUUCUGGUAGAAACUCUCAAACAGUUGUUCUUCUAAAGGAACUGGACUCGGCUCGAAACAGGAACGCAUGGUAUGCCUCAGAGUUGGAGCUCGCGCGUAAGGCCGGCUACGUGCCCAAUACUUCAUACAGCCCUCUGCUUGACAACAAGGCCACCGAAACUUUUGACGACGAAGACCAGCCGCUUAUCGAGGCUUUGCUGGCGAUGCGAUCUGAAUUAGCAAAUGUCCAGACGGCAGUAGACAAACAAGCCGUACUUGCAGCGAAGCAAAUUGCCGAGGCUGAAAAGCAGCGCGAUGCUGCCAUCCAAGAAGCUGUUUAUUCUAAAGCUAAGCUGGCUGCCCACCUAGGAGCAAGUUCAGCAAGCACACCACAGCUUGAUGGCCCAAGAGACGAUUUUGAAGGAAGGUCUAGUGAGUUGAGCAGGAAGCUUGCAACUGCACUGCACAUCCAGAAAGAUCUCCAGUCACGACUCGAUUCGGUGAAAAGCGAACUUGAUUCCGAGAAAAAGGCACGACAGUUGGCAGACGACACCUCGAAUGCAGCCCAAAAGCGCAUGGCAGAAUUAGAAAGUUACAAACAACAAACCUCGACAGAGGUUGAACGCCUCAAGGCUGAGCUGCAUCUUGCCCAGCACGAAGCACGAGAGCAUUCAGUUGCGCACGCUGAAGUUGCCGCUGCUGUUGAACUUCUCCGCAUCGAGAAGAAUGAUGUGCAACAGAAGUACGAAGAAGCCAUUGGAAGCUCAAAGGACCACAGUGAAACCUUUGAUUCCCUCCGAGCUGCAAUUUUAGCAUCAGAGGCCUCGACAGGCCUUCUGGAAUCGAAGCUCGCUGAAGAACGAUCCCAGAGAGAGAAGAUCGAAGCACAGCUCAAUAAGCUUAAGUUUGAGCAUGAAGCUCGUACUGCGGAACUAGUAGCUACCACCCAGCGUCUACGUGAUGCGGAAGAGCUUUCAGAAAAACACGCGGCUGAGGCUAGAACGAACCGUCAAGCUGUUCUCGCUGGUCUUGACAAAAUUUCUGCUCGAGAUGUUUCUGGAUCAAGCAAGGCAGACGCCGAGCGCAUUGCUGCGUUACAGAAUCAGCUCACCACCUCGAACGAAUUGGUCAAGAAAUCCCAACAAGAGCUCGAGGCUGUUGUUCACAAGUUGCGUGGCGCAGAAGAACGUAUUGCUGGUCUUGAGCAAUACCAAGAACAGUCAAGCCGGGAGGGAGUCACCAUUCGAAGGCAACUUCAAUCUGCGCUGCGUGAUACACAAAGCCUACAGGCAGCCAACACCGAUCUUAAGAAUCAAUUGGCCGCUCAACAACUUGAAACAAACGCGAUGACGGUUCAGCACAAUGCGCUGAAAGACAUCCUGAGUGAACGUGGCAUAAGCCCAACAGCCUCUAUUCGUGCUCGGAAUCUUCCCAACCCACGAACGAACUCGCCUGAUUUGAACCGUGUCAGAGAUCUUGAAUCUCAGCUCGCCACCUCAUCGACCGCUCACGAAGAGACUAAGCAAGCAUUUGCAAUCCAAAUUCAGGAAUCCGAGGCUGCCUGGCGUGAGAAGCUUUCGCAACUUGAAAGUGAUUAUCAGUCGGCUGUGCACUAUGUUAAAGGCACUGAAAAGAUGCUCAAGCAGCUCAAGGAUCAAUUAUCCCGGUAUAAGACAGAGAAUGGCCGUCUGAAGACAGAGAUUGAGGAGCUGGAAGACCGUGUUCAAAGUGGCACAGCCUCUACCUCGCCUCGUUGGGAGAAUGAGAAAGCCGAACUCGAGGCGCGUAUUCGAAGCCUCGAGACAGAGCUUCAAGAGUCUUCUGCUCAAAUGGAGAAGCGACUCCUCGGUCUUCAAACAGAACUCCAGGAGACCAAUCAUCACCGCGAAACAGCUUUAAAGAACAGCGAAGAGGCUACACAGAAGUUGAACAACCAUCGUAAGGAUCUCGAACAACUACAAUCAGAGAAUGCGCUGCUGGAGCAACGCGCUAGCGAUGCUGAACAGAAAGUGGCCCUUCUACUAGACCAAGUCGAGCACUCUGUCGAUAACUACCGCCGACGCAGCCGUCAAGUGCCAAGCUUGAACUCCGAGAUGGCUGCAAGUGCCAAUGGGUUAGGACUGGGGCAUUCGAGGCAAGAAAGUUCCGAAGGUGAAAGUAUAUACGGAGGCACCACCAGUGGGAAUGGUGGUCUGGAAGCUAGAAACAGUGCUGCCUUAGACAGCCUUGCCAAUGAACUCGAGACCCUUCGAAGUCAAUGGGAAGCAACAAACAAGAACUAUCGACUGAGCACCAACUUUGAUUUCGACACUACCUCGGCUGUCAAGAAGGACAACGAUACCGCUGCAGGCGUUGGCCUUAGCGAGAGCCUUGCGGAUUGGCGCAAAAGACUCGAUACCGAGGAACACCACAGUGAUGGCGAAAAGCCCCGACAUCCCUAAUUCGAAGCACUUCCUGGCUGCCGAUACGCACUCAUGACUCGAAUAUACCCACCGUCUUCGUUUUGAUUUAUCGGGCCAACGGUCAGUGUCUGUACUUCCUGAUCUUUGCCAAGGUGGAAAUGGAGUUCGUUGUCUUAGUUAACAGACAACCUUUUUGUUUUUAUAUUCGGGAUUUCUUUCUGUUUCAUUUUGCACUUUUCAGCUUGGUUGAUUCCCUGAAAUUUAAUGCAUUUCAAAGAGUGGUUGAUGAUCUAUUCCUCCCCUUUUCCACUUCUCUUAUCGACGAGUUGGGUUGGCGGACUUUUGUUCUAGUUGUUCUUCUACAUGUUUGAAGAACACCGCAUGUAAAAUAGGAGACUUUUUUCUAUUCGUCGGUUCUGUGGUAGUAAGGGAAAGAAGAUAGGCAUGGAUGGUGUCUUUGCCUUUUAUAGGAAGAUCCUACUUUGUAGCACGAGGCAACGUACGGUUGGAAGAAGCGUCAAUGAAUAAAUGAAGUAUUGUCUAUUUUUAAAUCUGGAGUAUUCACCUCACUCUUCUAUACCCAUACUUGUUGAGUGUAAGCUUGGGCAUAAUUAUCCGAUCAAGUCGUUUCAAAG